This is a messenger RNA of Athalia rosae (coleseed sawfly), 6515 nucleotides long. RefSeq names its product neuronal PAS domain-containing protein 2-like. The record is from RefSeq and is a predicted model, not a curated record. Lineage: Eukaryota; Metazoa; Arthropoda; Insecta; Hymenoptera; Athaliidae. Gene Ontology annotation, biological process: regulation of transcription by RNA polymerase II. Gene Ontology annotation, cellular component: transcription regulator complex; aryl hydrocarbon receptor complex; nucleus. Bases 2017 to 5241 code for a protein of 1074 amino acids. The transcript has 13 exons. Gene Ontology annotation, molecular function: RNA polymerase II cis-regulatory region sequence-specific DNA binding; protein dimerization activity; DNA-binding transcription factor activity, RNA polymerase II-specific.
AGUAGACAGUCAGCAUUCAGCGGCCAAGGCGGCGUAGCGCGCAUACCGGCGAUCCCGCGAGCUUCCGAUGGUUCUCCAUCCCGUCUCAUCGACGGUUUUGUAGAGACCACGAGAUCCGAGGUUUCGCGUACCGCAGAGGGACUGUCGGCGACGAACGUUCUCCAGAGUGGCUGGAUAUCCAUUGUUCCUUAUCCACGUUGGCUCGGUUCUACAGCGAUAGUCCACGCUCCGAUAACCGUGCAAUUGGUUUUAUUUUGUUCACCAAAUAAGCGCGACCAGAGGAAUUUCGUGCCUCACAGUCGGGCAACGUUACGCGAGACCUGUCCGUAGUAUUUGGCGAGGAAGAUAUCGCUGCUUUGGCAACCGACGAUGGAUCGUUGAUCAACGACCGUCGUCGAUCCGAUUUGUUUCGUUCCUUGUUGGAUUCGAUGUCGUAUGUAGGUACGGUGUUCGCGUAUCGUCCGAUUGUGCGACGACCGCUGUUCUGAACAACGUCGUACACGGCUACACCUGUUACGGUGCAGAGGUGCGAACGUCGCAGCUGCGAUGAUAUUCUGCGAGAAUACCGUCCGGAGAUAUUAAACUAGGGAAGAACGGUCCACGGAUGAUGAAGAAACGCAGCGUGAUCCACGCGAUGCGAUUUGAAUCCGACGAACGGAGAUGGAACAGUGGGUUACGAAUAGCGGAUUGCACCGGUGAAUAAGAUUUUCCGAGAGACACGGAAGAGACCAGGCGAGAGACCGGGGACGAGCUCGAUGCUUCUUGGCUUCGGGACGCUAAGAAAUCUUUUGGUGAAGCUUCGCCGACUCCGGUGAUCAGGCCGCACGACGUCGACGUCGACGUUGCGUCGCACUUGUUAGUUUAUCGAUGAGCUGUACCAAGGCUCUACGUUCGCAACGAGCUUCGACGGUGACAACGCGAAUGCCCGAGGAAACAGUUUUUUACUAUUCUUCCCCCCCCACCCUCUUCAUUUUGUCGUAAUUCGAUCGCCGCUGAAAAAUCGACCCUCGCAAGAUCCCUCCGGAAUUCCACACUUGCGUAGUUACGUACGUACGCGUGCGUGUACCGCAGUGGGUUUCCAGUUGUCAGUUUUUCGUCUGCAUUUGCAGUGGCGAGAGCGGGCGGGAGGUGGUGAUGUGCAAAGAAGAUGAUAUGAGAUAUUCUUUCGCAAAACAUCGGUAAACAAUAUUUACACAGUAACUCGUCCAGCUGUUGGAGAAAUAUUUAUCUCCAACGCAAACCAGUGAACGAUACAUCAGCUGCGUCCGAUCAACCUUGACAAUAACGGUGCUGUGACGCCGCAUUAAAAUUAGCUGAAAGUCAACCGAUAACACCGAGCCUACGUCGCCUCGGAAUAUUCGUUCUGGCUGAGGUAUGUGUGUGGGUGUGCCUCGGUGUACGACUACGGGAGAUAUACAUUCGUGUGUGGUCGUGCGCACGAAUACAUGUGCGGGCGUACGUGCGGCGAUAUUUAUCCACGAGGAGAAGAGAGAGCGAUGAUUUGAUAUUGGGACAAUCUCGAAAAGCUCGUCGUCAAUCGUACGACGAUUAUUUGGUGCACGAUCAACUGUGAAAUAUCGUUCGGCGACUGCAUAUAAAGUAAACAAGAAGCGGAGGUGAACGGAGGGAACCUUAUCAGCUGCGACAAAGGCGACGACGUAACGUAAUCGACGAGCGCGGGAGAUCGGCGUUAUACCACCGGCGUCGUCACCGGCACCGGCGCCGACUUUGCCCGGGAUCGCACAGCGAUUGCGACACUCGCGGAGAGACACAAACUUUGCGACAAAGACUCGACCGAGUUCGGUACGAGCUCCGGCGUCUGAUGUGAAAAGUGACUAUUGCAGAUGCACAGCUGACUCGGUAUACCGGUACACCGGUGCUGUACGCCUCGCGUCGGACGAUCGUCGUUGAGACUCGCGGUUCGAGAAUUUCAGCGAAUACGAGGAACGCGCGAGUGCCCCGGAGUCCGAUGACGUGGUAGCGCGGUACCCCGCGAUCUUUGAAGCCUCCGUUUAAAUGUAUAAUGGCAACGAGUAUAGCAUGUGGUCGCAAAAUCAGCAACAAUUCACGGGGACGAUUCCCCCGCAACAGCAACACUCUCGCUGUCAUCCCCCUUCCCCGAAUAGAUUGCAUCGGCUGGAGGCGCACCCGCUACAACAGCAGCGCAUGGAUAACCGCGUGCUCCAACACAACCACGACCAGCAUCAGCCGCAUUACCAUCACCAUCGCCAUCACGGGGUCAUGGAACUGCCCGUGCCAAGCAAUCCCAGAGCAUCUCGCAACAUGGCGGAAAAACAGCGUCGAGAUAACCUGAACACGAACAUCUCGACGAUGGCCGCCCUGGUGCCAGCUGUGGCCGGGAGUUCGAGGCGAAUGGACAAGAUAUCGAUUCUUCGGUUAUCGGCAGCCUUCCUUCGAACCCAAUACACAUUGGGCUCAGGACCGGCUUCGUUUCUUCCUCAAAAAUAUAACGACUUCGAUCUCGAGCAGUACAUAAUCGAAAACUUGGUCGCCAACGCGGGCUUCUUUCUCGUGGUAACAACGUCAGGAAAAAUCGUCUACAUCAGCCGACACGUUGAGCACCAGCUGGGCCACGCUCAGAACGAACUGCUGGGUCAAUCGCUGUACAAUUUCGUCUGCGCUGAAGAUUACGAGGAGUUGACGCGAAAUCUUACGCCGGACGAGAUGCAGUCCGGGCUGACGAAUACGUCGAAUGCGGUCAAGUUGACGAACGACGACAAUUCGAAUUCAUCGGAAGACCUGGCCUCUCCGAAGGAAGAGAAAAAGUUCACGGUACAGCGGCGGAGCUUUAAUAUAAGGAUGUCGCAGAGGACGGUGAACAAGAGGGAUCAUAGACAGUACGAGUGUCUGCACAUAUCCGGUCAGCUGAGGCUGGCGGACGCGUGUACGAAUCAGGGAACCACCAUCCCCGGCAUCCGAUCGAGGCAUCGAGAAAUCAACUCGACCAGCAACGACAUCGUUUUCGUGGGGAUCGCAAGACUGCUCAAGAGACGAACCAUCACCGAACUGUCGCUACUCGAAGCGACCAAGGACGAGUAUGUCACCAGGCAUCUCGUUGACGGAAGAAUCAUUUUCUGCGAUCACAGAAUAUCCGUCGUGGCGGGUUACAUGGCGGAAGAGGUCUCGGGACUGAGCGCCUUCAAAUUCAUGCACAAAGAGGACGUCAGAUGGACGAUGAUAGCCCUUCGGCAAAUGUACGACCGUUGCGAGGGAUUCGGUACUUCGUGUUACAGGCUCUUGUCAAAAACUGGACAAUUCAUCUAUCUGCGUACCCACGGAUACCUCGAAUUCGACAAAACUACUCAAACAGUGGAGUCAUUCGUUUGCGUCAACACUCUGGUCGCAGAAAAAGAGGGCGAAGAACUGGUCAAGGAAAUGAAAGACAGAUUUUCAGCGACCAUUACCGGUCCGGCGAAAGCCAUGAUCACACCCUCGUCAAGCUCAACACUUUCCCAGGCUUCUGAUUCGCAGCGCUCGGAUACAAGAGCGACGGUCGAAGACCCGCUGCAACUCGAGGAUGCGAUAACUCAUUUAAUCAGCGAUCUUCCCUCCCCAUCGGUGUCCGAAGAUCGUCUCUCACCUUCCCCGUUGCCGAAUAAUCAAUUUUACAAAGCUGCGAUAUAUUCCCGAGGUCUACCACCCGCUUCGAUACAGGCUCACAAAAUCGGAAUCAAGACGAUUAAUCACAAGUCACCCUCGGACAAGAGUUCGCAACGAUGUAAAAUUGAGGGUCAGAAAAGGAGGGAGUCGGUAACCCUGAUUGAUGAGGCAGGGCCGACGGACCUCCUCGAAAACGAGGAGAUCGCAAUUGCUGGACCGUCGUUUGCGCGGCCGAGUCAAAGAGUCGCAUCCCCCGUGAGAGAAUUAUCCGCCGAAAGAUUGGCCAACGACUCGAAGAUCGCGGUUCACGUACAAGAUGACGAAACAUUAACGGAAGUCCACGAGGAUCGGCCUCCGACUGACGAGUGUUUUAGUGGCGAAACUUUGGUGGACACGAACAUUUCCCAAGCUAUAUUUGUGUCCGAUUCUACAACGAUUUCAGAUCACGGUAUUGCUCGCUCGUUGCAUAACUUUGGGACCAACGCUGCAUCCGUGUUCAAGGCUUCGGCUGAUAAUUCACAGGAGAGACGGGCACCCCGUAAACGGGAUACCCAGGGUGGUGACAUCCGAGCAACGGGGAAAACGAAGCAGCAAAACAUCCGUAAGAAAAUCCCACCGAUAUUCUCUGGUUCUGACUUUGGUUCGCAGAAAAGCGUCGCGCCCCGAAUCGAUUCGGUGGUAACGUCAACGUGCAAAGUGGUCCAGCGUGUAGCGCCUACGAAUUUUAUAAUUCAGAAAGAGAUGAACAGUGGCAAUCCAACUUCUCAAAUCCCCAUAGCGGACUAUUUGCGAAACUCCGAUCAAGAUAGUUCGACCAACAAGGCGACGAGGUACACUCGGAAGAGAUCAAGAAGCAGCGAGACCGCGAUAGUUUCCAAGAGAAAAGCAAACGUCGCCGCUAGAAUCCAGAAUUGCCCUCAGGAUGAGGGUGACAUGAUUUUUCCCGCCGGUGCGAAUCCCGAGGCUAAGCAAAAUUCGAAGAUGAGCGUGAACCUGAACGUCAACGUCAAUGACCGUCCGAUGCUCGGUUUCGGCGACAUCGGUUCAAUAACUGGUAUCGAUGAAAUGGAUGCACCGACUUUGAUCGGGAGUGAGAUUACUCAGAUACUGGAAGUCGAUAGGCUCGCCGAGACGCCGAUGGAAUUGGAGUUUACCGAUGCUUACCAACAUUUGAAUCCCAGUUUAUUGGACUCCUCGGAUCGUGUUCAAGAAAAUGUCGAGCUCGAAGAUCUUGAGGAAGAUAUGCUGAGCCCGAGCCUGGAUGCUGACCCAGAUCUUAUGAAGAAAUUAGGAGACCUACAGUCGGUGAUGUAUAUCGGAAAACCCAUUGACGAGGCAAACGUUGACCAAUUUACAGCAAGCGAUCAAGCUGUUAGCGAAGGGAUACGAAGAACGCAAUUUCAACUUGAGAAAUGCAUGGCGUUGAGAGAAUCGCAAUUCAAUGUGCUGAAGCGUAACCUGGAUAAUCCCGCUCUGCAGACGAAACGAGAUAAUCCUGCCUUGCAGGCAAAGCGCGUAGAGUUAGAGGCCGAGCACAACAAAGAGAAGCAGAUACUGAAGACUCUGCAGCAGGAUCAUUUGAACAUUCAGGCAAACGUGCAGCACAACAUCGGGGUAUGAACGAUUGUAAAGAUGUAACGACGAUCCGUGCAGCCCUAUGGUAUCUAUACUUGGAAACCUGAAAUAAACUCCGAACUCCUCGAAAAAGGACUCGUGUUGGAAGUGAACGAAGAAUUGCCAUGACGUGCCCCUGACUCAAGGAUAAAUAGGUAAAACUUGAAACAAUAAGUAAACAUAUAGAAAACAUAAGGAACAUAAUAAACAUUGAACAAAAUGUGGACAAAAAAGUAGAUGAUCGAAGAGAAAGAAGUCCGGGCCAACGGAAGGUUGCGCUAAAGAGAAUAAUUCGCAUCUUUAGGCGUGUGUUGAUUUAACCUCACGAUUGACCGGUUGUACAUUUUUUAAACUCGCUUCCGAAUUCUGUCAUGAAACAUCUCUGGAAAUAGGAAAUAAUAUAAUUCAACGACAAUGUCGUCAUUGUCCACUCAAUAGUACGGCUAUACUAGGGUGGUCCUCAUUCGUAUUUCAAUGAAAAAUUUAACGGUCUACAAAAAAAAUCGAAGCCCCUAGUGUUUCGAGAAAAAAUUUAACCGACUACAAAAAAAUCUCCUAUGAUUUUUCGCUGAAUUCACUGGUUUGAAAGUUGAAUUCGAGGUCAAAGUUCAAUUUAUACAAAAUUAUCAUUAGAAUAACUUUUGAAACAGUCGAUUUAGCAAAAAACCAUAAGAGGCUUUUUUUGUAGAGCGUUAAGUUGUCUAUUGAAAUAUAAAUUUCCAUAAUUUUCAAUAUAUUUGUCAAGGACCUAUGAAUUUUCAAAGAAAAAAACAUGUUAUUCUCAUGUUAUUUCCAUGAGAAACUUCGGUGACAAUGCGGGCUAUCUUAGAGUUGAUAUUAAAAGCUCAGAUUUUCAGGGAAUUUCUUUGAAUUUAUUUGGAAGCGUUCAAGUCCCAGGGAGCAUCGAAAUUCGAAAACAACCCUGUUAGGGACAACCCUAGGCUAUACGUACUAUUUUUAUUUUAGUACGGUUUUUCGCGAAAUUUUUGAUAGACGUAAUAAUCAAGUCAUUCAAUUUUGGUAUCAGAAUCCAAUUAUUAUAGAAUAAAAAAGGAAUCCAAUCUUUGGGACACUGAACAUAAAAAAUACAAACGCGUCAUUUGAUGGAAUGAGUCUAAUAUAAUCUACAUGUAUGAACUACAGUGUUAAGAAUGAAUCGACUUCCAAAAAUUACAACAGUCCAUAAUUUCAUCAAACCAAUCUCAACGUACAAAAUGGAUUCGUGUAUAAAUAUGUUUUCCGUAUGACCCCCCACCUCGUGUACCUACAUCAACUCCGAA